CGCGCGCGACAACCAGUCUCUCUGCGGCCGUUGUGCAAACAAGUGUUAAGAUUUACUCGUAGGCAAAAUGUGCGGGGAAAUGGGAAAGGCGGUUCUGCGGGCGCUGACCGGCGCGCUGCUCUGUGGGCUCGUGUCGGACGCUGCAUAUUUGCAGAGAUACGAGCAGUACCCUAUCCGUUACGAGCAAGCUGUAUACCGCAAGCCCCUGCGCGAACAUGAAAAGCCGCAAGACUUGCGCAACGUGCCUGGGAUCCCUGGCGUGGACUACCCUAUCUACCACGAAGUUCCUGAGACUGGGUUCUCUUGUGCACAUGUGCCUGUACACCCUGGAAUGUACGCAAAUGUGGAGACUGGAUGUCAGGCCUACCACGUGUGCCACGACGGGCGAGAAGGCCACCAAGGAGCAUCUUUCCUCUGCACUAACGGAACCCUGUUCGAUCAGGAGAAGUUCGCCUGCGACUGGUGGUAUAAUGUCGAUUGUGGCCAGGCUAUAGCACAUUACAAAUUAAAUGCAGAUCCUCGUAAAAACCCUUACGUACCAAAACCUAAACACGAAGAAGAAUUAGAACACGAAGGACCUCACGGCAUUCCCUAUAAAAGGAUUUACCAUUAAAUUUAUACUGUCAUUUACAUUCCUAUUGCUUGCAUCGUUCUACAUUUUGGAAUCUCAACAAAAAAUCUCACCUAGCCCUAUUAGGUAAUAAAGGUGCACAUAAAUUUGACGAAUUGCCUCAGGCACUAGUUUUUAACAAAAAUAUUGCUAUCUGACUCCAAAAUAAAAAAAUACCUACUAUUACUACUGCUCGUACCUACUAUUGCCAUUAAUUCUAUCAAAAAUGUUUCAUCAUUGUAAGAUUAGUACUUAGUUAAGUAGGUAGUAGGUAAGUUUAGGAUUUUAAGAUUACCAUUCUCAUGCAUUAGGUUAUUUAUUUGCUUUGUCUUUUAAAUUGUGAUACGUCUAAAUAAGAAAUAUAAAUCAAUUUUGUUAAUAAAUCUAUGCCUAUACCUUGUCUUUUAUACUCAGUCACUGAUUGGGUUGCUGAUUUCGGAAAACUUUUAUUUUGUAUUGUUUACAGAUGGAAAUAAAAUGCGUUUCCAGUUUA
Molecule: messenger RNA, 1103 nt
Organism: Cydia splendana
Lineage: Eukaryota; Metazoa; Arthropoda; Insecta; Lepidoptera; Tortricidae
Exons: 4
Coding region: 68-613 (181 amino acids)
Cellular component (GO): extracellular region
Molecular function (GO): chitin binding
Source: RefSeq, a predicted model, not a curated record